Onthophagus taurus is the source of this 693-nucleotide messenger RNA. RefSeq names its product ATP synthase subunit a-like. Gene Ontology annotation, molecular function: proton-transporting ATP synthase activity, rotational mechanism. Gene Ontology annotation, biological process: proton motive force-driven ATP synthesis. Gene Ontology annotation, cellular component: proton-transporting ATP synthase complex. The record is from RefSeq and is a predicted model, not a curated record. Lineage: Eukaryota; Metazoa; Arthropoda; Insecta; Coleoptera; Scarabaeidae.
AAAUUUCAAUUGAAAAUGAUAUCAAAUUUAUUCUCUUCUUUUGACCCAGGAACUUAUCUAAGAACAUCUUUAAAUUGAAUAAGAACAUUUUUAGGAUUAUUAUUUUUACCUUCUAUAUUUUGAUUAAUUCCUUCACGUUAUAGAUAUUUAUGAAAUAAAAUUAUUAUUACUCUUCAUAAUGAAUUUAAAAUUUUAUUAGGAAAUAAUUCUAUCAAAGGAAGAACAUUGAUCUUUAUUUCUAUUUUCUCUAUAAUCAUAUUUAAUAAUUUUUUAGGAUUAUUCCCAUAUAUUUUUACUAGAUCUAGUCAUAUAGUAAUAACUCUUACUUUAGCUUUACCAAUAUGAUUAAGUUUUAUAAUUUAUGGAUGAAUUAAUAAUACUAUACAUAUAUUUGCUCAUUUAGUUCCUCAAGGAACACCCCCUGUUUUAAUGCCUUAUAUAGUCUGUAUUGAAACUAUUAGUAAUAUUAUUCGACCGGGAACUUUAGCUGUCCGAUUAGCAGCUAAUAUAAUUGCCGGACAUUUAUUAUUAACACUUUUAGGUAAUACUGGAUAUUCAUUAAAUUUUAUUUUAAUUAAUUUUUUAAUUAUUACUCAAUUUUUAUUACUUUUACUUGAAUCAGCAGUUUCAAUUAUUCAAUCAUAUGUAUUUGCCGUAUUGACAACCCUUUACUCUAGAGAAGUAAAUUAAUUU